Molecule: messenger RNA, 2331 nt
Organism: Theobroma umbraticum
Lineage: Eukaryota; Viridiplantae; Streptophyta; Magnoliopsida; Malvales; Malvaceae
Source: RefSeq, a predicted model, not a curated record
AUGGAAGAACCUUUGGUCAUUCCUGUUGAGAAAUCAAAUAUUGUACCGAAGAAGAAUUUUGGGCCAUGGAUGAUCCCCAAACGAUGGAAUCAUAAACCACAAAGACAGGAAGGUAUCAUUAAUGGAAAGGACUCAAGGAUGAGUGGUUCUAGCAGGAAUGAUAGCAAAAAAUCAGAACAGAUUUGCUGGUUUGACAGAGAGAUUUCGGAUGAUGCUACUAAAGAAGUUGUUGUGAUGGAGUCUACUAGUAGUAGGGGUCCUAGUUUCAUGCAACAAAACUUCUUUGCCCUCUCGAGUGACGAAGAAGACGACGACGUGUUGAAACUCAUCAACCGUGUAAAGGAUGUGGACAAAGAGAGCUCGUCUCUGGUGGAGAAGGUGCAAAAAGAACCGAAGGAAGAGAAAAAAAUGGCUUACCUGAUUCCUUCUGAUAUGUGGGCUAACCACCUCAUUCUUCCCAACCAUGUUGAUCAAACUUUGAUGGUUUCUAAUGAUAAAGUUUCCUACUUGAGUGGUGAUAAUUAUAAAGGGUGGAAGGAGAGUGUUCUUCUCCAUCUAGAAUGCUUAGACCUUGACUAUGCUCUUCGUAAGGAUGAGCCUACCGUACCUGUGAGUACUAGUACUCUAGCUGAGAUAGCAUUAUAUGAACGAUUGGAGUGGUCAAAUCGUUUAAGUAUGAUGUUUAUCAAAUCUCACAUUAUGACUAGUAUUCGUGAGUCGAUACCUAAUUGUAAGAAUGUCAAGGAUUUAAUGAAGGCUAUUGAUGAGCAGUUUGAGUCUUAUGAUAAAGCAUUUGAUAGCACCCUAAUGAGCAAAUUGACAUCAAUGAAGCUCACUGGCGUUAAAGCCGUCCGUGAGCACAUUAUGCAAAUGAGGGAUAUUGUUGCUCAAUUAAAGUCCUUGAAGAUAAAGAUUUCUAAUAAUUACCUAGAAGUAAGAUUGAUUCAAGAAAUGAGUGAAAGUGCAUAUCUGGUAACAGAAAAUAAUAAGCAAGCCUUUAACAAGAAAGGAAAGGGAAAAUCGAAUGAUGCUAUGAAGGAUGAUAUGGGUUCUAUGGCAAAUAAUCAAGUUUUGGAUUUUGUUAAAUUACCUAAUGAGGUGAAGCCCAUUGGCUGUAAAUGUGUAUUUAAAACCAAAAAAGAAUCAUUAGGCAACAUUGAGAGAUACAAGGCCAAACUUGUUGCCAAUGGAUUCUCACAAAAGGAAAGAAUUAAUUAUCGAGAGACAUUCUCUCCUGUUUCAAAAAAGAAUUCUUUUCGUAUCAUCGUGGCAUUAGUUGCUCAUUUUGACUUAAAUUUACAUCAAAUGGAUGAGAAAAAGGCAUUCCUCAAUGGAGAUUUAGAGGAAAAGGUUUAUAUGAAACAACUUGAAGGGUUUAUUUCUAAUAAAGGUGAGCACUUGAAUGUUAUGGAUCAAUGUAUAUACCACAAGGUUAGUGGGAGUAAGAUCAUCUUUCUGGUUCUAUAUGUAUAUGAUAUUUUGCUUGCAACCAAUGAUAUGAGAUUGCUACAUGAGGUAAAACAAUUUCUUUCUCGACAUUUUGACAUGAAAGAUAUGGGUGAGGCACCUUAUGUCAUUAGCAUCAAGAUUCAUAAAAACAUAUCUCAAAGUAUCCUGGGUUUAUCUCAAAAGGCCUAUAUCAAUAAGAUUUUAGAGAGAUUUCCUAUGAAAGUUUGUUCACCUAGUGUGACACUUAUUGUAAAAAGUGACAAGUUCAAUUUGAACCAAUGCCCCAAGAAUGAACUUGAGAGGGAACAAAUAAGAAACAUUCCACAUGCUUCAACUAUUGGAAGCUUAAUGUAUGCUCAAGUCUAUACUAGACCAGACAUUACAUUUGCAGUUGGAAUGUUGGGAAGAUAUCAAAAUUCAAACUUUGCUGGUUGUGUUUAUUCUCAAAAGUCAACAUCUGGAUAUAUCUUCCUGCUUGCUGGAGGAGCUAUAUCUUGGAGAAGUGCAAAGCAAUCUUUGGUUGCUACUUCUACCAUGGAAGCUAAGUUUGUUUCUUGUUUUGAGGCUACAUCACAAGAAUAUGAAAAGAAGAAGCUUAAAGAUAGGAACACUUUAGAAGCUUCCAAAAGGCCCGAGCAGAGGAAAGUUGAAGACGAGGAUCUCGAGUCCGUGCAACUUAUUGGGGAAAAAAAAAAGGACGACUGCCAGCUUAAAACUGAAAAGCUUCAGAAGAAAGAUAAUAUUAAGGAAGAGAAAGUUCAUAAGACAUUAAGCAUUAAUGAAUUCUUAAAACUAGCAGAGGGUAAGACUCCUUAUUUCCGGCACAGGCGGAAGGGUGACAGGCCUUAUGGCAGGCGUGACGUGGAGAGGCCCAGUAGCUAG